GCGGGGAAGAGGAAGGAGAGAGAGGAGGGGGACAGACCGACGGCGGCAGUCGCAGCACAGAAGAGGAUGAGACAAAACACGAUCACGGAGUCAUUCACUUCAAAGUAGCAGAUGGAGUUCAAGAAGAAGUGGCUGCGGUUUGUGUACAGUCAGCGCCUGGCAUUCAACGUCUUCCGGAGCGAGCCAUGGUUGGACGUCGUCCGACAGUUCAGGGACUUGCCGGGGCCAGUGAAGGUGUUGUGGCCUUCAAAGCAUGAGAUCACGGACAUAGAGACCAUUGUCCACACGGCGGACGAUGUGGGGGCUGAUCUCGCGGAGGUCAGGGCUCCUUUCUAUGUCACGGGGGCCACCAUCAUGUCAGACGGAAGGAAGUCACGCGAUGCUAGACCCAUUGUGAACUUCCUUGCCGGCGGGUCGUGUGGGGUGAUGCUCGUCCGGACGAUGAACAGGGAGGGUGAGCGGGAUGAUGUGUUGGCGCGCUGGAUCAAGGUGUUCGAUGACUUCUCCCCUAAGUGGGUGAACGGCACCUGCACCGACUCCGCCUCGGCGUACGUCGCCGCGGCGAACAUGCUCCAGGGGCCCCAGCAGAGGCCGGAGCAUCAACGGAUCACGUCGCUCCCAUGCGCAGUGCAAGUCUGCAACAAGAUGUUGUCAGACAUUGGCUGUUCGGGCCCGUGGUCCAAGGACAUCAUCGUGAGGGGGAGAGCGAUGGCGCGCUUCAUUAAGGAGCACGACGCCGCUCUCCAUAUCUUCCGGGGGGAGAGCACUCAGAUGGGCCUCAUCUAUCCUUGCGAGACACGUUUUGCAUCCGUGUUCGCGAUGGUGGAGCGUUUGCUGACACUGAGGUCAGCUUUGGAGAGGACCGUGGAUGGCGAUACUUGGGGUAUGGUCCCUUGGGACCAUUCCGUUCGUCAGUUGGCUAGGUGGGUCAGGUGGCAGGUGCGACAUGGCAGUUGGUGGGAUUCCAUGGGCAUCUUGUUCCGUAUCAUGGAGCCUGUGUACGACCUGCUGCGCAGGUUGGACCGCAGAGGGCUGCACAUGUCGCGGGUGGUUGAGUGGACCCAGGAUCUGGCACGCCAGGUAGCAGAGGAGGUUUGUGCACUUCCGGCAGAUCUUCUACACUACAUUGUGCAAAGGGUGCAGGCUCGAUGCGCUCACAUGCUGGAGCCGACGCACGUCGCUGCUCACCUUCUCUGUCCCAGCCGGCAGGACUUGCGGUACUUCGAGGGCGUGGGUCGCUCUGGCAUGGCAUCAUCCACCGCUCUUCCCACUUCGACGGACCAGCUUCAUCGGCAGCUAGCCGGUUCAAAUCGAUUGCAGAGAUUGGUGAGGGGUCCGAGACAGCGAUUGGAGGACAGAUUGGAGGGCGGUCCUAUGCUGGUGCAAGGUGACGACGGAGACAGACAGGGGUUGGUUGGUGGAGAUGGUGGUGCGAUGGCCGGAGGUGGAGGCGGUGCCGAGGUUGAUGCGGCGGUUGAGGGGAUACCGAUGGGCGGCGGAGGCGGUUUCAGUGAGUUUGGCGAUAUGGGUAUGCCCCCGGGAGAGAGCGUGGGUCUUCCCCGUGGAGACAGCGAGUCCCGUGGGGACAUUAGUGUGGGAAUGCAGGCCUUAUUGGGACAGAUCAGCCUCCUGGACCCGAACAGUUUCUCCCCUGCCAUGCACGGAGAGGUGAUGUCGGGGGCAGAGGGAGACGAGGAUCGCACACCUCCUGGAGAGACAUCUGAGGAGAGGUUGGAUAGGCUUGAGAGUCGUCGAGCAUGCCUCAUGGCACAGAGGGACCCCAGGACGCAGGAGCUCGCCCGUCUUGCGGCCGAGGACCGACAACGGCAAAUGGGGACAUAUACGACGGCGUCUGUUGACGUGGGGCCAGCUGCCCACACGGAUACUCCUGCAGAGGUUCACGACACGACGCAGUGGGAGGCGGCUUCGGCAGAGGUUUCGAGUACGGGUGUAGAUGUUCAGCAGGGGACGCACGAGAGCGGGUUGGCACCGACAGAGGAGCCACGUUCGGAGCCGGCGCAGCCUCCUGUCGUGCAGCUGAGGCCAGAGGAGACAUUGCAGGAGGUCGCGGGCGUGCCUCUGCCCGCGGGUUCAGUUGAGGGUGCCGUGCAUAUGUCCCCAGGUUUGGAGGACAUACAGACGGGGCAGUCAGUGGGCGUUGAUGAUAUUCGCCUAUCGGCGCAGGCGGAGGGGAUAGCGCCGACCACCGGGGGGGACGGGGCCGUGGCGGGGGCCGUUGGUUUUGGCGGGUCGGAGGUGCCGCCCGCGGCCGAUCUGAUGUCCACGUCUGGCGGGGGAGACCCCGCACAGGUGGACAGGCGUGACGCGGAUGGACAGGAUAUGCCACAGACUUUGGUGCUUCGCACUGCUGUGGGGCCAGUGGUGCCACAUCAGGCACCGUUUUUGGAGGGUUAUAGGCGUCCUGCACAAGGCGGUGGCCAGGUCGAGGAGCGACGGGGCUUACCUUCUGGAGGUUCCGUCGCAGCGGCAUCGGGCGGGGUCGCAGGGGACUUACCUUCUGGAGGUUCGGUCGCAGCGCCAACUGGAGGCGCUGCAGGCCCUUCAUCACCCUUGAGCAUAGCUCCGAGGGAGGGCGGCAGCCUCACCCCGAGGUCGGUUGCCCGUAGGCGGAGAGACACUACCCAGCGUGCGCGGGAGUUGCUGGACACCAUGUUGUUCGGUCGCACAGAUCGACCAUGGAGUGAGACGAGACGGGUGAUGACGGCGAGUGCCGGUCGUCAGCUAGGUUUGAGAGGCGUUUCCACGAGCGCGAGACGUCGAGAUGUUGUAGCUGCAGGGUUUGGCGGCAGAGGGGGUGGCGACGGUGGCAGUGGUGGCGACGGUGACGGCAGACGUGAGGGCGCAGGCGGUGCCACGACAAGCGCAGCGGAUCCGCCGCGGACGUAUGGUUUGAGAGAGGCGUCGAUUAUUUUGGAGGAGCCUGAUUUUGUUACACGACUGAGGCAGGCCCGACACGUGCCCUUAGAUCGACGCCAGGAGUGGGAGACUUCAGGGACUGACGGUCUACCUAUGGCACGCGAGUCACGCCCACGUGAUGACCUAGCAGCAACAGCCAUCAGGACGGUGAGAGGCAGGAAAGUCAUUAUGGACGACGAUCCGGACGAGCUUCCCGUCGCUCCUGAGCCUUCCGCUGGCGGACACGGCGGCUAGCGUCAGAGAGAUUGAGGAGGUGGCAGGGGUCGGUCCCACGGAGGAGUUUCUCAUCGGUCCGAGCGAGAUCCGCGUGCGCACGACGAUCG
This is a messenger RNA of Chara braunii, 3260 nucleotides long. Lineage: Eukaryota; Viridiplantae; Streptophyta; Charophyceae; Charales; Characeae. The record is from the annotation of a GenBank genome assembly.